Nicrophorus vespilloides is the source of this 2164-nucleotide messenger RNA. RefSeq names its product TOM1-like protein 2. Gene Ontology annotation, biological process: signal transduction. The record is from RefSeq and is a predicted model, not a curated record. NCBI's taxonomy places the organism in Eukaryota, Metazoa, Arthropoda, Insecta, Coleoptera, Silphidae. The transcript is spliced from 8 exons. Gene Ontology annotation, molecular function: clathrin binding; phosphatidylinositol binding; ubiquitin binding. Gene Ontology annotation, cellular component: membrane; endosome. The coding region runs from base 113 to 1555 and encodes 480 amino acids.
UUUUAUUCGUAUUAUUAUUAUUGAAGUGACAGCUGUAAGUCAGGCAAAACAGUGACUGACUUUUAAGCAUUUUAAGUGCAAAAGUAAAUUUCCGGUAUUUUUUUUAUUUACGAUGACGUCGUUCUUCCAAGGAGCUUUAGGAGGGAAUCCUUUUUCGACCCCGGUCGGCGGGAGAGUCGAAAGUGCAACUGAGAGCAGCUUAGCAUCUGAGAACUGGGCUCUCAAUAUGGAAAUUUGUGAUAUGAUCAAUGAAACUGAAGAUGGACCCAGGGAUGCUGUCAAGGCCAUCCGCAAGAGGUUGACCAAUAAUGCUGGCAAGAACUACACAGUUGUGAUGUACACUCUGACUGUUCUUGAGACAUGUGUUAAGAACUGUGGCAAGAAAUUUCAUACCUUGGUUUGCAAUAAAGAUUUUAUUAAUGAAUUGGUAAAAUUGAUUGGUCCCAAAAAUGAUCCUCCUACUGCAGUCCAGGAAAAGGUUCUCAGUCUGAUACAGUGCUGGGCUGAUGCAUUUAAUAGUCAGCCAGAAAUGAAUGGAGUUGUGAAUGUUUAUCAUGAUUUAAAAGCCAAAGGCAUUGAAUUUCCUGCAACAGAUUUUGAUUCUAUGGCUCCAAUUUUCACUCCACAAAAAACUUCUGAUGCAAUUGCAGAGCUUCCAACUGUAGUGGAACCCAAUAUGCCUACAUAUCAGCUAUCAAAGAUUUCACCUCCAAUUCUAUCACAUGAACAGAGAACUAAAUUAGAAUCAGAAUUGGAUGUUGUACAAUCAAAUAUGAAUGUUCUUGGUGAGAUGUUAGGUGAAGUGAAACCAGGGCAUGAGCAACCUGAAGAACUGGAACUGUUACAAAUGUUAUAUACUACUUGUAAGGAAAUGCAAGGAAGAUUAGUGGAACUAAUCAGUAAAUUAGCGAACGACGAACUAACAGCAGAGCUUCUCAGAAUUAACGACGACAUGAAUAAUCUAAUCUUGAGAUACGGAAGAUGGGAAAAGAAUAGGGAAGCCGGGGGGCAAUCGGCUUCCGCCGUUUUGACUAAUGCCACCAGGAAGCCGCCCUUGGAGUCCAAUGACAGUUUAAUCGAUUUAGGCCCACCCGAUGAUUUGGUCGAAAAAUUUAGUGAAAUGGGAGUGGCCAGCGCAAAUGCUGCUUCCCAAUUGGCCAAUAUUGGUAGCGUGACUGCUACCAAUAGACCGGUCGGCGAUGAAGAUUUUGAUAUGUUCGCCCAAUCAAGAAAAGCUACAUACGAAACAUCAAAAACUACAGGAAGCACAUAUAAGGAUAACAUAGAUUCCGAGCAUCAAGUUGAUGGUUUAAGUAAAUUGACACAAAAUAAACCGAAUAAUCCGGCUGAUUUGGAAUUUGAUGAAAUGGCAGCUUGGCUGGGGGAUACAACUACAGAGGAAUCUGUAACAAGCAGCGAAUUUGAGAGGUUUCUAGCGGAACGAGCUGCUGCUGCAGAGGCUCUUCCUUCAACCACUACUCCUACACCAACAGGCGCCGCUGCUACCAAAGCAGCUAAGAAAGAAGAUGACAAGGAAAGUCUCUUGACACUAUGAAUUGAUGCAAUCUUGAAAAAAGUAUACACACAUAAAAAAAAUCAUAACAUUCUAGACUUAUUCAUUUCAUAACGAGUCUCCUUUCUCGUAUAUUAUAUGUAACUUGAAAAUAAUAUGAAUGUUUAGAAAUUAUUGUAACUAAUCUCACUAAUUAAUUUGCAAGUGCUAGUCUAAUUACAGUAAUUAAACAAUAAGUCUCGAUUGUAUUAAAGUAUAUAAUAGAAUUGUAACAGUUUCAAGGAAUGAUGUCUAUAUAGAAAUAUUGUGAAAAAAAUGUGAUUUAUCCAAUAUGAAUGUACUUAUUAAGUACUGAAAUGGAAAUCAAGAUGGCAUAUGGAUUUAUAUGUAUAUAAGCUUCAAAUUAUAUUUUAUGAAUGUUUUAUAAAGUCUCGCGUAAAACAAAAAAGAAAUAUUUUUUAAAUGAUUUUAUUUUUCAUAUUUAUUUUGAUCUGAUUAGUUACCAAAGAUAUCUGUGUAAUUUGCUUCCAAUUUAAGACAUCUUCUGUUUCAUAUUUAAUUGAAGGAGAUAUACAAAAAAAAACACGUUUAAUGAGAUGAAAAAAGUAUUACGUUUAAAUUAUUUUUUAUUGAUUGUUAAUUUUGUUUUCU